GCUUUGCGUCGGCCGACGAGUAACCAGCCGUGGGGUCACCAGAUAAAUUAUGUCAAACGGAGUGGUGUUACGAACGUGAAACGAUUAUCGGUAUUCGCUGUGCUCGCAUACAAAAGUUGCAAAGUGCGCGCUCAUAUACAAUUUGAGUGUGGUGCCGAUGUAAUUUAUAGACUGAUUAUCUCACAGAUUUUCUUUAAAUAAGUGUUAAUUUUGAAUGAUCGUGUAUAAACGUGUACAUUCGUUAUUGUCGUUUUGUACAAAUGUACGUAUCUGUAUUUAUUUCUUUGAAAAAAUCAUGCUGACCCGGCAACAUCAACUGGAGCAGACGAUCGCCCGAAAAUGGGGUUGAAACGACGACGUAACAAAGGAGGGCGCCGAUGAAGUGAUUAAUUCGACCGCGAGUGAGGGUGUAGAAGAAAAUGAUGACUGCCAUGGCCAGAUUGCCUUGCAAGCAGACUUCGCCUUCGCAGCAGCCGCAGGUCAAUAAUUUCGGUAACAGUCGAAACUGCUAUUGGAACAUGCAGACCAGGCACCCAGCACCUCCGUACGUGAGGAAUCAUCAACGGCAAACUGAUCAUACUGGGAAGCGGAAGAGCGCCGUGGAACUGCUCCAGGAGACGAAGGCGUUCUACGUGAAGAGCGAGACGGUGCUGGACCGGAAACAGGAGUUGAAGAACAGCGGUCAUCUUCAGGUGUCGCAGCUGAGCGCACCGGGCGCGCCACCUAGGCUGCUGAGGAAAUGCGGGAGCGCGUCUGCAUGCUCGAUGCAACCGACGUCGCCGUCGCAGUUACCACCCGCCCCGAUGACGCCACCUUGUUGCUGGGCAUCGUGCCACGAGCAGGACAGGCCGGACGGAAUUCUAAGUCCUCAACAAACACUGCCACCCGCACUGCCACCGAAGAGUCCGCGGCUGGUUCCUGUUCCGCAGCGGCGCACCAUUUCAGGGCCGCCGAGCAGCACCGGUGGAGAUCAACUGCAGACGAAAUUACGUCGAUUGUUGAACACCGAUAGCAAGGAGAACGUAUUCUUCCCGGACAGCCCGACGCAGACCAUCGUCCAGACGAACGGUAUCCCACAGGAGGAGAAAUUUCGAUAUUCUCCGGGAAGCUUGUCACCGAAUUUUCGGGAGGAGGAUCGCGUAAAGCUUGGUGUUGUACGUAUAGUUCGUGUUCGAAAGAAGAUCGACCACUGCACGCAAGACGUUCGUUUCAAGUUUGGCCGGAGCAACUCUCAUUCGCACACAUCCGGAAGAUCUGGAAGGAAAUCCACCAGCUCCCAAUCGGUGGAGAACACCGUGUGCCACAAAUCUUUGCCCGAUCUCCAUACCAGCACGCGACGACGGGCGUCCCUGUCGCCACGUGCAUCCACCAAAUCAUCUAAGCCAUCCGGCCAUCAUCAAUCCUCCAGUAAUUGCCCAGAUUGUGAAACUAGUUCCGACUAUUCAGAGCACAGUUUUAAACGAGAUGCGGUCUGUUAUCGCAGUUCUAGACACAUCAGACGUUCGUUAGGUUCGGGUGGUGGCGAUGCCAGUAGUGUAUUAUCCGCCGGUGGUCGCACUCAAAAGUCAUCAGGUUCCAGCAAGUUAAGUCACGGAGCGACUGCGAGAGAUUCUGGCGGCUCGUCUGGACACUGCACGCCUCGCAGCGAACCUCCACCAGUAAUACAAGAUUGCUGGAGUCAUAUACGUCGUGACAGCGGUGCAUCCACUCAACACUCGACUGAAAAAGAUCGUUCAAGAAGAGGUAGUUACGCUAACGGUACCCCAACAUCUGUUGUAAGACGCUAUAGUCCUGAAUCUGAGAGCAGCAACAGUCAAACGGAUUAUAGUCCAACAUGCAAUUCAAGAUUCUCUGAUGGCUGGAAAGAAGGUCGUGGCCGACCAAUUCUGAGAUCAAAAUCGGAUAUUAGUGAUCGUUAUUGGCGUCAAGAUAAUGGUCGAUCCAAUAAAGUACCUGCACGACCUCCUCGGUCAAUUACUCAACUCGAGAAUUUCUUCGAUUGUUUAGGUCUUGAUUCGGAUAAUUAUCAACGUAUCACGAAACCAGAUUCCAAGUCGUCAUCCCCCGUAUUUUUUGAUAGCGUUAGCUCGGUCGACUCGGCAUUAGGCCUUUACUCUUGGGCUGGGAACAACCAAACGAAUCAAAGUAGUCAAUGGCAGAAUAAUGAUUGCAGCGUCGGUAUGGGUAACGAUGACAGUAACCAGAGAGUCAAUGAUCCUCCUAGUAUUGUAGAACGCAAUGCUCGAAUAAUUAAAUGGCUCUGUCAGUGUCGAAAAGUGCAGUUUGGAUUUAGUUAAGCAAAACGAGUUUAAGAAGAGGACAAUCGAUUCUCCAUUCUCAGUAACAUGCAUUCAAGUCAACGAAAGUAGAAUUUUUCAUCUUGCCAACAAUUAAUCUUUUCAAGAUAUGUCGCAAAAAACUUUUGCUUUAAUUUUUGUAAGGAAAUUGCACGAAUGUAAGCAAAUACCUUUUUCCUGCUUCUUUUUAGUUACUAAUGCUACAACGAGUGGCAUAUUAUAUAAUUUAUCUUCCUUUUUUUUAUUUUAAGUUUUUACAAGCGUAUGUGCCAUCUACUUAUAUAAUUUGUU
Molecule: messenger RNA, 2588 nt
Organism: Apis mellifera (honey bee)
Lineage: Eukaryota; Metazoa; Arthropoda; Insecta; Hymenoptera; Apidae
Exons: 9
Coding region: 420-2297 (625 amino acids)
Source: RefSeq, a predicted model, not a curated record